This is a messenger RNA of Vespa velutina, 2788 nucleotides long. RefSeq names its product KAT8 regulatory NSL complex subunit 2 (gene dgt1). NCBI's taxonomy places the organism in Eukaryota, Metazoa, Arthropoda, Insecta, Hymenoptera, Vespidae. Gene Ontology annotation, cellular component: NSL complex. The record is from RefSeq and is a predicted model, not a curated record. The transcript is spliced from 9 exons. The coding region runs from base 1091 to 2521 and encodes 476 amino acids.
UAUUGUUUGGAACCCAAAACAAGCAGGUAUACGUAAAUAUAUUGGGCAUUUAUGAGAGUCAGAAAAACAUUUUUUUUCCUUUAUAUUAUCCCUUUGUUAUAUUCAUUUUUCACUUUUGUAAAAAUUGUUUACCGUUAUUUAAUACCGUUGAAAAUAUUUUCUCUAAAGCAUCUUUGUUUUUGAGUAUGUUUACGUAUUUCUUGAAUUUUAAUAUAAAAACGUGUGGUUUUUGUAAGGGAUUAUCACCAAAUGCGUCAAUCAUUCGCUUGUUCGAAAGUCCACUCCUGCGUAAAUUCACUGCAAGUUUAAUCGCACAUUUUUUUUCUGAUGAUGUUCAGAGAAAUAUGCAGUCAAAAAGAGGAUAAAGAUAACCUUACAGGAUGUCUUCUUUCCAAAUGUAUACUUUUGAUUUCACCGUUUACGGAAAUAUUAGCACGACAACGUAUUUCGUAAUAUUGUCAUAUAUUAAAGGGAUGAUUUUAUUAUUAUUAUUAUUAAUUAUUAUCGCAGAAGGAACGAUCGACUUACAAAUUCGCCUCAAUUCGUUCUUUCGCGACCGCGUGGAUUACCUAACCACCUGGAUGUGUCAACACCCAGCUAUUCGAUCAAGGAAUAUUGCAGUAGCCAACUUCACAGCAUACCUCCGUUCUCGUUUUUUCUCCCAUAAUCUUUUUCUUCUUUGCUUUUUGUAUUAUAUUUAUUGUAUUUUAUCGUAUUCAUUUUUUUUAUCUUUAUUACUUAUAUUGUUUUUAUUGUUAAGAUGCACCAUAAAGUUAUGAUAAACACGAAUCACGUAGUUUUCAUCGUGUGUUUGGUAGUUUAAAUUUCCGGAAAUGACGUAACUCGAUAUGAAAGUAAGCAAGUAGACGAAUGUAAUCCCUCGUCAUAAAGGCAUUAUCUAUUGUGUUGUGACAAACAUUGUAAUAAACAAGUUUAUCCAGUCUUUUUUAAGAGUCAUUCACUUUACGGAAUAACACGAUUAUUUAUAUUAUUGAGUGAUAUUUUUUCGGAUUUGGAAAAUUACCGAAUUAUUUUUUGACAUCAACUUGCUCUACCGUAAAAGUCUAACGUGAUAAAUCACGAAGUAGUUAUGUUUCGGAUUCCAAAGUCUACAAUGUCUACAACUCUUUCAACGAUUAAUUCAAAACCUUCUACUCAAACACGUAAAUGUUUGUAUGCAUCAUUUGAAUGUUUACAACCUUGCCAUGAAGGAUAUUCAUACUGUUUAAGGCACAUUCUUGAAGAUCCAAAUGCUCCUUUUAAACAAUGUGCUUUUAUAUAUAAUUCAAAUGGGAGAAAAUGUCAGAACCCAGCACCCAAACUUGACAAAAGAGAUACUUCAUACUGUAUAGAACAUACAAGGAAAGCACAAAUUGCUCGUAUUAAAUCAACGUCACGUCAUUCAUUACCACAAACGCCUGAAAUAUUACUAUUAAAUUUGAAUCACUAUGUAAAGCCAGCUGAUUCAAGUACAGAGGAUACUGAAGAUGAAGAAAAUAAAGUUAAAGCAUUAGAUCCUUUUAAUGAAAUUGAUGCUUAUAGAGUGAAUGCAAGUGGGUGUGACAUUUUAGAUUACGCUAGCUCCUCUGAUAGUGAUGUUGAACCUACGACAGUAAGUGAUACUUUAAAAAAUGCUUGUCUUGAUGACAGUGAUAAUGAAAGUUUACAUAGCCCACAAGAAGAUCCAUUGAAUAUUAAUUUUUUAAGGCAUGCUGGAAUAUUUACUGCAGAGGAGGUAAUUUAUAUUGCAAGAGAAAAAUUAAUCCGCCUUCAGUCACUUUACAUAGAUCAAUUUAGGAGAUUACAAUAUACAUUAAGAGAGAGGAGACGCAAAUAUUUACAUGGUUUAAAAAAAGAAAAAGAAACUGUAUGUAGUAUACAUGAUCAACCAAAAGAAACAGCAAGGGAGAAAAAAAUAUAUGAAAAAUUAAAAGCAUUAAAUCGGUAUCAUAGACGUAGUGGCACAGAAGCUGUACUUUAUAGGAAAUCUUUAGAACGUCGAGCGCAGGUAUCAGAGGGACCAACGCAAAAGCCACCAAAUAUAUCCAAAUGUAUAUUUACAGAAGGUGGUGUGAAAUGUGGCGAAAGAACACUUCCUUCUGCUAAACACUGUCGUAAACAUAUUCUUAAGGAUCAGCACCAAGUUUUAUUUAAAGCUUGUGGUGCAGUACAUGCUGAUAUUGAAUGUCAUGAACCUAUACCAGUUAUAUUUGAUUCCAAUUGUAUAUUUCAUAUGAACUUACCACAACAAUGUAAAUUAGAACCAAUGAAAUUCGAAGAAGAAAAAUCUACUAUACAAGAAUUAUCGAUGAUUGAUAAUCAAUCCAUGGAAAUUGAUGUAGUUGGUGAAACUCAAGAAAUAGAUCCAGAUGAUGAUAUGGCUGGAUUAAUGAGAGAAAUGAAUGAUACUAGUCACAUGAAACCAACAUUCAAUGAAAGUUUGAACAGUGAAGCAAGUACUGAUACAGCAUUUAGUUUAUCAGCCCAAAUGAGUGAUAAGGAUGAACUAAUUUCAAUGUGACAUGAGUUUUUAUAUUAAUUUGUAGUCAUUAUUGUAUUAUAUAACAUUCAUAUUAAGCAUAUAUUUGGGUUUAAUCUUUAUAAUUAACAGCAUAAUAAUUUUAUUUAUAUAGAAAUGAAUAAGCUUUUAUGUUUCAUCUUCAAUUAUUUGUUCUACUAGCAGUGAAUGUAGUUUAUAUUCACUGCUAAGUUUGUACAUAUUCCUAUUAAUAAUCUUAACAAGUGUAUAUAAUUAGUAAGUAUAAUAAUAAAUUAUUGCAAAUGUGUA